Molecule: messenger RNA, 1060 nt
Organism: Gasterosteus aculeatus aculeatus (three-spined stickleback)
Lineage: Eukaryota; Metazoa; Chordata; Actinopteri; Perciformes; Gasterosteidae
Source: RefSeq, a predicted model, not a curated record
UUCUCUCUCCGUACCGCUCUGCCCUCGUAUUAAGCCCUCGAUGGCGUGCACAUGCUCCUGACAGCCUCGCUGCUGUUUGUCCCUUAUCGCGUUCGUGUCUACCAAAUUACGCUCGAGAACUUCAUUGCGCUGGUCGGAGGAGGAGGGCCGCGAUCAGAUUUGAGGCACACGUAUCGCUGUCGUAAGAGCACGUGUGCCCGAACGGAAACCAGAGCUCCGUCUUUAAAGAUGCAUGAGAUGUCUGUGGCGAAUACGGAUGGAGCCUCUGCCCGAGGAGGAGAGGACAGGCUGGUGCAGGUGGCAGUGAAGGCCUGAAGCGGAGCAUCACGACUGCUCCCUGUGCGUGUGUGUGUGUGUGUCUGUGUGAGGAGCAGGUGGGGGGCCUCCACCUGCUGAAUGAACCCCGUCAGCAUUGGAGAGUACCACGGGCUACGGGUGGGAUCUGCCUUGCUCAGCAUUGUGGCGGGCUGCAUCAUCAUUGGGGUGUCCAGGGAGUGUGACGCUGACGCGGUGGGGGGGAUCUUCCUGGGAGCGGGAGGCCUCGGCCUGCUCAUAUCGAUCUACCCCUUCGUAAAAGCCUGGCUGAACAUCAACCAAAUUCUUCCAUCCUUUGGAAACUUCAGAGUGCACCCAACACCAGCCAAUCCCGCUCCCGAUCAGCCCGGAGAGACGCUAAGAAGAGAAGGGACGCAGAGUCAGCUGAAUGUGGAGCGUUCCAAGAGUCGAAUGGGAACCUUUGUGGAGGGCGGACCAGUGGCUGAGAUCCACCCGGAUGAGGGGUACGUGGUCGACGCUGACGUCUUCAGACCUGCCCGACAUCUUAUCUAGACGGAAACUCAAGCAGUUGCCUCCUGAUCAAGACCUGCCAUGAUGUCAUCACACAACCUUCGGAGCAAUAUUAUUUAACUUCCCCGCUAAGUCUUCUUCAUUCGGUGGAUAUCAACGGCGGGACUAAAGCAUGAUGAUUAUUUGUAGAAUUGAGGCUGAACUUGCUCUUUUGUUGACACAACCUCAUUGCAUUGUGCUCGUGUCGCCUAAUAAACACCUCCAAAAGUUUGAA